Messenger RNA from Nomia melanderi (Alkali bee), 3114 nucleotides. Lineage: Eukaryota; Metazoa; Arthropoda; Insecta; Hymenoptera; Halictidae. The record is from RefSeq and is a predicted model, not a curated record.
CAAUUUUAUAAUUACUAAUUUAUCUUAUAUUUUUCAGGAAUAAUGUUGAACAGUGAAAUAAAACAUAUUUUACACUGUUGUCUAUUAUUCAUUGUUAUACUUACUUUUGAAUUGGUCUCUGGUGGAGUUUGUUGGAACAGUGAUAAUGAUCAACAAUUAGAUCCAUGGGCUCAAUAUGGAUUCAUUGGAGCACUUACAUUAUAUCUGCUACGGACACUUACACUUCUUUCUCUUCCACAAGUUUUAUUUAAUUUUGUUGGAUUGACAAUUUAUAACGCAUUCCCAGAUAAAGUUAUUUUAAAUGGUUCUCCAUUACUCGCACCAUUCAUUUGUAUUAGAAUAGUAACACGUGGAGAUUAUCCACUAUUAGUACAAGAAAAUGUCCAGAGAAAUUUGAAUAAGUGUAUAGAAUCUGGUUUAGAAAACUUUCAAAUUGAAGUAGUAAGUGAUAAACCAAUUGGAUUAUCUCCCCAUAGGAGAAUUAGAGAAGUGGUCGUUCCACAAGAUUAUCGAACAAGUAGUGGUGCUUUAUUUAAAGCACGUGCUUUACAAUAUUGCUUAGAAAGUUCAGUGAAUGAAUUAGCAGACCAUGAUUGGAUCGUACAUCUUGACGAAGAAACCUUGUUGACUGAAAACUCUAUUCGUGGAAUAUUGAACUUUGUGUUGGAUGGAAAACAUCAAUUUGGGCAAGGACUAAUUACAUAUGCUAAUGAAGAUGUUGUCAAUUGGAUUACAACAUUAGCAGAUAGUUUUAGAGUAGCAGAUGACAUGGGAAAAUUAAGAUUACAGUUUACAAUGUUUCAUAAGCCAUACUUUAGUAUGAAAGGUUCUUAUGUUGUCACUCAGAUGGGUGCGGAACGGAUAGUUUCUUUUAAUAAUGGAUUGGAUGGAUCUGUUGCGGAGGAUUGUUUCUUUGCAAUGAAAGCAUUUACUCAAGGUUACACAUUUAAUUUUGUAGAGGGUGAAAUGUGGGAGAAAUCUCCAUUUACGUUAUGGGACUUUGUGCAACAAAGGAAGAGGUGGUUACAGGGUAUAUUGCUUGUCGUACAUUCCAAAGCGAUUCCAUUAAAUAAAAAAUUGCUCUUAGGCAUAUCUUGUUAUUCAUGGGUAACAAUGCCUUUAUCUACUUCAAAUGUUAUAUUAGCUGGAAUUUAUCCUCUUAUUUGCCCAGCAGUUAUAAAUUUUCUAUGCGCUUUUAUUGCAGCAGUUAAUAUUUACAUGUACAUUUUUGGUGUAAUUAAAUCAUUUUCUUUAUAUCGAGUUGGUAUUGCUCGAUUAAUAUUAUGCAUAUGUGGAGCACUAUCAACUAUUCCUUUCAAUUUGAUAAUUGAAAAUGUUGCUGUCAUAUGGGGUUUAUUUGGGGAGAAACAUAAAUUUUAUGUUGUCAAUAAAGUAAAACACUGAUAAGCAUAACAAUGUACUUUUAUAAUAUUAAAAAUAUUAUAUGAUAUUUCUAUGACAACAUAAGUUUAUGCUAAUACUAAGGUACUAGUGGUAUAUAUUAUAUUAUUAUAUAAAAAGAGAUAUGUAUCUAGACUAUUUACUAUUCAUUAGAAUAUUUAAAAUCCAAUGUAUAAUAUACAUGACUAUACAAAUCAUUGAUAUGUUGACUCCUGGAGAGUCACUAGUAAACACAUGAAUUUUUAAUGUUGAACUACAAUAUUGAUCAGCAACGAUCAAUAAUGAACAGUAUUAUAUAAAUUAGUAAAAAUAAAAAGUCAUUAGCUAAAUUACUUAAAGUAAAAACAUUUUUCUUUAUAUAAACAAGUAACAUUAUAAAAUAAUAAUUUAUUGAUAUCUAUGUCAUGAAAAUUUAAUUUCAUUACUUUGUUUUUAGAGUAAUUCAUUUAGAAGAAUUGUAGUAAACGAAUUUUCAAAAGAUUCAAAACUCUUCAGAGUGUCAAGUAUUUUGCUAUAGUUUUACUUUAUCUAAUAUUUGUUUAUUACAUAGUAUUUAUUUACUACAAUAUUAUACUGUUCCUAAUAUUUGUAUUUUUUGUCAACAUUUAAGAAAUUCACACAAGUUUUAUCAAAGAAAUUGUAAGCUAGUUUAUGAAACAAAUUUAAUAAGUACAUAGGUACAUCAAGUGUGAAUUAAUGCUAUAAAAUGCAUACGAUUAAGAGUUGUUCAAAUUAAUUUAUUUCUUUUGAUUAUAAAGAACUUUAAAACUCAUAUCACAACAUUUACAUACAUAUUGUACUAUUUAAUGUUAAAGAACAGAUUUUAAUAAAUGAAUUUACAAAAUUUUUGUUUCUAUAGUAUAGAAACUUUGAUUUAUGAUAUUAUAAUAUUAAUAAUAUUUGAAGUAGCCUGUUUGGAAUAUAAACAUGUGCAUAAUUCGUAUAAUUGAUUAUGAUUUGGAUACUCAUUGAUUUGUAAUAUGUUACAUGCAUUUGUGUUCCCAUAUUUUACAUUAUCGAAAGAAAGUUAGAUAAAAUCUGUUUUAAUCUCACAAUCACUGAUACAUUACUUAACAUGUUUAUAACUAUGUAAUUUAUCAUCAAUUUUCAAAAUUUUUAAUUUCAACUAUUUUAUUCUUUAUAUGCAGAAUGUUUAUAUACAAUAUUAUGGAAAUGUACAUAUUAUUAUGGAAGUAUUAGUAUGAAAACUAAUUUAGAUGAUAAUUGUUACAACAUACAAAUUUUUCUAUUCUUUAAUCAUAAAUUAUAUUACCCUUAACCAUGGAAUUUUUUCGCACAAGAUUUUUUGUAAUUUAACGUGCUUUAAUUUAACUCUUUUUUCCCUUGAGUUUAUUGUUUUUUUUCAACAUAGUUAGUUUUCUAACAAAAUGGAAUGUUAAUAUUUAAAAAAUAUAAUAAAAAAGGAAAUAAUAAAUAAAUACUUAUAUAAAAAUGUUUGGAACGCACCAUAUGGUAAGCCCUGUUAAGGGGUUAAAAACAUUUGUUUACAUCUUGUGUAUAUCAAACCAAAUUUACUAAUAUCUUUCAUAAAGUACCACAAGUUUCGUAUUGUAAUAGUUUUACCUUCUUAGCAUUAUAUAACUUAAGAGUAUCAAAAAAAAUGGUAUAAAGCAGGGAAGAUAUGUAUCUAUCCCACACACUAUUGUAUUUUGUAAAUUUAAUAAAAUUUCAUUAUCUACUAUUUUGCAAAUA